Messenger RNA from Camellia sinensis, 1938 nucleotides. NCBI's taxonomy places the organism in Eukaryota, Viridiplantae, Streptophyta, Magnoliopsida, Ericales, Theaceae. The record is from RefSeq and is a predicted model, not a curated record.
AUGGCUAUCGGAGAGCUCUUAAUCGCCGCUUCAAUCAAGUUUCUAUUUGAGAAGUUGGCCACUUUAGCCUCCGGCGAACUGUCGAACUUUGCGCGCGGCUUCGGUGGAGAGCGGCGAAUUCGUACUCUGUUGACGAAAUGGAGCACAACUUUGGAAGAAAUUGAGGCAGUUCUCGUUGAUGCUGAUGAGAAGCAAGUCACCGAAAGAGGUAUUAAGAUUUGGCUUGAAGAUCUUCAGGACUUGGCUUAUGACGUCGAUGACAUACUCGACGAGUUCUCCACCGAAGCUUUGCGACCUAAGUCCAUGAUCACCACCAAGGUACGUGCACUAAUUCCAACCAAGAUUGUCAAAUUAGAUGAGAUCACUACCCUAUUCCAAGAUCUUUUGGAACGUAGAACUGUGCUCGGCGUGCAAAAGGUGGGUAGUAGUAGUAGUAAUGCAGGGACAUCUGCUAAAGCUUGGCAAAGACCACCCACCACAUGUUUGAUGAAUGAACCUAGUGUAUAUGGCAGGGAUGAGGAUAAAAAGAAGAUAAUUGAGUUGCUCUUACUAGGUGUUGAGGAGUUGAGCAAUUGCAAUAUUGGUGUAGUUCCGAUUGUGGGUAUGGGUGGGAUUGGCAAGACCACCCUUGCUCGGAUGGUAUACAACGAUGACAUGGUCGGGAAGCACUUUGAAAUAAAAGCAUGGGUUUGUGUCUCUGAAGAUUUCGAUAUUAUUGAUUGGAGCAGUUUGAAGAGUCCUUUCAACGAUGAAGCCCAAGGAAGUAAAGUCAUGGUAACAACACGUAACACAGAUGUUGCGUUGAUGCUAGGAACUGUGAAAUAUCAUCACUUGAAGCAAUUAUCAAUGGAUGAUGCGAAGCAAAUGGAAGAUCUCGGGCACGAGUACUUUCGGGAAUUGUUGUCUAGGUCAUUUUUUCAACCAUCAACUAGUGGUGAAAGCUCAAAAUUUGUGAUGCAUGACCUCAUCAAUGAUCUGGCUCAGUUUGUUGCAGGAAAAAUUUGUUUUAGACUGGAGGAUAAGUCGAAAGUUAACGAGCAGUACAAAAAUCUCAGUGAGGCUUGCCAUUCAUCAUACAAGCGGGACAAAUAUGAUGGCAUCAAAAAGUUUGAGGCCUUUUAUGAUGCCAAGCAUUUACGUACCCUUGUACCAUCUGGAGCAUAUCAUGGACAAGCUUAUUUGACCAGCAAUGUUCCCCAUGAUUUGUUGCCAAAGCUUAGACGUUUACGCGUGCUUAGUUUUUGCGGAUAUAAAAUAGGUGAACUGCCAAGUUCGAUUGGACAUUUAAAGCAUUUGAGGUAUCUUAAUCUUUCUCAUGCCCUGCUUUGCUCAUUACCUGAAUCACUGUGUACUCUAUACAAUCUACAAACACUCCUAUUAAGAUAUUGCAUACAUAUGGAGAAGUUGCCUUCAGGCACAGGAAACCUAAUUAACUUGCGUCAUCUCGACGUUACUGGUGCAAAUUCCUUACAAGAAAUGCCACCAAAAAUGGGUCAGUUAACAAGUCUCCAAACAUUAUCAAACUACAUUGUUAGCAAAGGAAAUGGGUUUAUGAUAAGAGAGUUGGGGAACUCAAUUCAUCUUAGAGGGGCACUUUGCAUAUCCGGAUUGGAUAAUGUGGUGGAUGUUGUGGAUGCAAAGGCCCCUAAGUUAUAUGAGAAGCAGGGCUUAAAUGAGUUAUUGAUGGAAUGGAGUAACACUAAUUCAGAAGAUUCACGAAAUGAAAAGGUUGAAUUAGAAGUGCUUGACAUGCUACAACCGGACAAGAAGGUUAAAGUACUUUCCAUCAGUGGUUGCUAUGGUCCAAUAUUUCCAACUUGGGUUGGAGAUCCUCAGGUUUCUAAUAUGGUGAAGUUAGUGUUGAAAAAUUGUGAAAAAUGCACUUGCUUACCACCUCUGGGGCAAUUACCCUCACUUGCAAAACUUUUCGAGGAAUGA